Molecule: messenger RNA, 2600 nt
Organism: Nilaparvata lugens (brown planthopper)
Lineage: Eukaryota; Metazoa; Arthropoda; Insecta; Hemiptera; Delphacidae
Product: erlin-1-like
Exons: 8
Coding region: 503-1480 (325 amino acids)
Biological process (GO): SREBP signaling pathway
Cellular component (GO): endoplasmic reticulum membrane; endoplasmic reticulum
Molecular function (GO): cholesterol binding; ubiquitin protein ligase binding
Source: RefSeq, a predicted model, not a curated record
GUGACCGAGUGUCGAUUGAGAAGCUGACUGACUUUUGAUAGUAAAUUAUCGAUAGUGAACAAAUAUCGAGAAAGGAGGAUUUCUUCAUUCUUCAAUUUUAUUAUUUAGUUUUUUCAUCGGGUCUUUGAUCUCAGAGGGCUAGAAAUUUUGUAGUUUUAGUAAUUUAUUGGUUAUCAAUCACUGUUUUAAAUAAGCUCAUAUAAUUUUUAUUAUUACAAACAAAAUUAGAAAUUAUUUUAAUGCCAAUUGUUUUUUUCUUGGUUCGAUGCAACAUAACCCUAUUUUAGUUGAGUAGUACUAACUUACCGGUAGCCUUUAAUAAAUAUUAAUUAUCAAAGUAUUUCACCAAUUUACUCAUAAGUUUACUUAAAAGCUAAGAAUUUUGUUGAGGUUUAUGUUUUGUGCGUACAAGUUAUUAUUCGAAUGGACGCUUUAAUUAUUAUUUUAGGUUAUAAUAUUGUAACUUGAGCUCAUCAUCAAGCACAAUCGUUUUUAGAAACGAAUGAAGCAGUUCAGAAUGGCGGAUCCAGUAUUAAUGUUGGGAUGUUUAGCCUUCACAAUGAUUGUGCUCGUGAAUUUCUCUGUGCAUAAAUUAGAGGAAGGACAUGUUGGAGUCUAUUACAGGGGUGGAGCUCUUUUAUCCAAAGUCAGCCAUCCUGGAUUUCACUUGAUGAUUCCAUUUAUCACAACAUACAGAUCUGUCCAGGUUACUCUGCAAACGGAUGAGGUAAAAAAUGUACCUUGUGGAACCAGUGGAGGUGUGAUGAUUUAUUUCGAUAGAAUUGAAGUUGUCAACAUUUUGCGUCGAGAAAGUGUUUAUGAUAUGGUGAAGAACUAUACAGCAGACUACGAUAAGACUCUGAUAUUCAACAAGGUCCACCAUGAGUUGAACCAGUUCUGUAGCAGUCACACGCUGCAUGAGGUUUACAUAGAUUUGUUUGAUCAAAUCGAUGAGAAUCUGAAAGUGGCCCUGCAAAACGACCUGAACGAGAUGGCCCCCGGCCUGCUUGUCCAAGCUGUUCGUGUUACCAAGCCAAAAAUACCAGAAGUUAUAAGGAAAAACUAUGAACUUAUGGAAAGUGAAAAGACAAAACUGCUUAUUUCAAUUCAACAUCAGAAAGUUGUAGAAAAAGAUGCUGAGACUGAGCGAAAGAAAGCUGUCAUCGAGGCUGAGAAAGAGAUGCAAGUUGCAAGAAUCCAGUUCGACCAGAAGAUUAUGGAGAAAGAAUCACUCAUGACUAUGUCACAAAUUGAAGAUACGAUGCACAUUGCUACUCAAAAGAGCAGAGCUGAUGCGGAUUUCUAUCAGACACAAAAACAAGCUGAAGCAAAUGCCCUACUUCUCACGCCUCAGUUCUUGGAGCUCAAGAAGUACGAAGCAAUCGCCAACAACACUAAAGUCUUCUUUGGAGCUGAUAUACCAAAAAUGUUCCUCAACAUCGGCUCCGUCGACUCCAACACACAAGCAAACAAAAACUGAGAACCCAAAACUAUUAAUUGGUUGAUAUAGAAUACAAUUCAAAUUCGAAAAGGUAUUAAGAUUUCAACAAACAUUUACUUGAAAUAAAGGAGGCAGUUUGUUAAGCCUAAAUAGAAACAGAUCCUCAUUUUUAAAUGUCAUUAUUAUUUAGUAUUUAUUAUUAUUCUGUUCUUGUGAAACAUUCUGGUCAGUGAAUGAGAUUGUAUACAUGAAAGAGGCUUGUUUACUUAUUUGUCUUGAUCGGGAAACCAUGGACAUUUUGCCUACAAUACAUCUGUGUAUUAGUGUUGUUUUUUAAACUAUUCAGUGCUGUAAUCUACGAUAAAUAUUGCAACGUUUUGUGUCGCAUCAUGUACCACAGGAAGCAUGCUCUGUAUUUGCUCAUAGAUCAGGGAUAAUCUAUCUCAAUUUGGAAUAUGAUUUUGAAAAAUAUAGUCAAUUAAUCCGCUGUUGAUUAAGAUAGGCAGAACAGGGUCCCGAUAGUCUCCUUUUUAGUUUGAACAGAGUUACAUUUUGAAUAACACAGAAAUGAAUCUCAAUUAUUAUUCAUUGAACACGAGAUAGAGAUACAAUUUAUUGGUUAAUUAAAGAUUACAGAAAUAAACUGGGCCACGCCUUGUGUUAUAAUUAGUGAAUUUUUAUUAAGUAACGUUUUGUUCUGCAGAGUACAAUAAUUGUACGCAUUGAUGCAUUAUUUUUUAUUCUGUUUAUAUUUUAUAUAUUAUUUACCUAAACGAUAAAGCAAGUCCAUGAUAAGAGUAUUUUACUUGUUCCCAAUGAUUGUGCAAACUAGAAUUAUUUUGUACGACUUAGAAACAUGAACUCAUUCUUUUAUUUCAAUGAAUAUUGUACACUGUAACCAUAGGCGAUUCCAAUACAGAAAUGAUAUAAUACGAUCUAUCGGGAUGAAAAAUAAAACUUUCAUGUAACGUAGUAUGAAUAUUGAAUUGAAUAAUUGAGUAUGUGUAUCCAAAAUAUAUCGAGUUCAAAUGGAACAAUAAUUUAUUAUAAAACUCUUAUUAUUUACAUUUAUCAUGAGUGAGUUUAUCACUACAUAAAUUUAUUAAAGAUGAUUGUUUAUUAGUGUUUUUUAUUAUAAUAAAGUUUUAAAAGUAAUUAA